CGAAACUGAAGUGGCACGUGGGAAUCAAACCUCUUCUGGUCGUCCCUAUUAUUAAACCUAAGUUAUGGAAGAAGAGCCAAAUCACGAAGACAGCCGAUCCCGCGUCUGUCUUAACCUACCCACCAACCAACCGUUUACUUCAACGGCCACCGUUAACAACCCCCAAUGGCGAUCGCCGCCGCCUACUUCGCCAACACCACCUUCAACCCGCCGCCCCGCUGCCCCUCAACUCGUACAUUCUCCAAACUCGCUAGUCCCAUUAAUCUCCGCUACUCCACUUCCUCCCCUGCCUCUACAUCCGCCGCACGCCCAAUUUCUUUCUUGCUCUCUCCAAAUUCUAACCGCCGCGGGUUUUUACUACCUUCUUCUGUAGGCGGAGAUGGCGGCGCUGGUGGCGGAAAUUUUCACAGUGGCGGCGGCGGUGAUGAUGACGAAAACGAGGAUGGGGACAAGAACAACAACAAUAAGAAGGAGGCGCUGAUGGCUUUGGCGGAGGCCCAGAGGUCUCUGGAGAGCUUGCCGAGUGAUUUGAAGGCAGCGAUUCAGGACGGGAGAAUUCCCCGAUCCGUAGUGCUCAAGUAUUUGGAGCUGGAGAAAUCUGGGUUUCUGGCGUGGCUGCUCCGGUUCGGUGGGUUUAGGGAGCGACUCCUGGCCGACGAUCUUUUUCUUGCUAAAGUCGCCAUGGAAUGCGGCGUUGGGAUCUUCACCAAGACUGCUGCUGAAUAUGAGAAGCGCAAAGAAAACUUCUUUAACGAGCUGGAAAUUGUGUUUGCAGAUGUGGUAAUGGCCAUAAUUGCAGACUUCAUGCUCGUCUACCUUCCUGCCCCUACAGUUUCACUCCGGCCGCCUGUGGGUGUUAAUGUUGGAAGACUUUCCAAGUUCUUCUACAAUUGUCCAGAUAAUGCAUUCCAGGUUGGCCUGCCUGGAACAUCAUUUUCAUUCUUGCAAAGAUUAGGUGCAAUAGUGCGGAAUGGGGCCAAGCUCUUUGCAGUCGGCACAACUUCUUCUCUGGUUGGCACUGUUGCCACAAAUGCACUGAUAAAUACACGGAAGGCUGUUGACAAGACCUCCGCAGAGGAGGUUGAGAAUGUACCUGUACUGGCAACCAGUGUUGCCUAUGGUGUCUAUAUGGCAGUAUCUAGCAACCUUCGGUACCAAGUGCUGGCUGGUGUAGUUGAACAGCGUAUUUUAGAGCCUUUGCUACACCAACAUAAAUUAGUCCUAAGCGCCCUUUGCUUUGCUGUCCGGACAGGCAACACAUACUUGGGUUCAUUAUUGUGGGUUGAUUAUGCACGUUUUGUCGGAAUUCAAAAGGCAGAAGAAGCUGAGACGAAUAAGGUGCACAACGAUUAAGUUCUUCGGCUGACCGCCCCAUUUGAUUAGUUGACAUUACAUAUUGCCACCAAUGGAAUAUUGUUUGGCUUUCUGUUUUUUCCGGUCAAUUGGGAUAUUCUUUUACAGCUACAUUUUGAGCCUUUUGUGAUAUAUAUAUUUCUUGAGUAAUAUAUCAGACCUUAUUUGUGAUGCUAGCCGUCUUGUUGGCAUAUAUUUGAAUUCCGCCGGAAAACACUUCAUAUAUAAAGCAUGUAGAGAGACUUCAAGUCAUGUCUCUUGUGAAUGCAAUUACUUCAAAUACUUAUUUCAUUUGUCCGUUUUCUUUAGAAUUACAACGUACAAUAUAACAG
Cuscuta europaea is the source of this 1685-nucleotide messenger RNA. NCBI's taxonomy places the organism in Eukaryota, Viridiplantae, Streptophyta, Magnoliopsida, Solanales, Convolvulaceae. The record is from the annotation of a GenBank genome assembly.